AUGCAGGAGAAAAUGGACCAGUUGCAACGUGAGCUACGUGAGAAGAACAAAGAGGGAGAGCCAUCCAGUUCGUUGAUUGACACCCCCUUCACUGACGAUGUCAUGAGCACACAUUACCCACAGGACUUGAGGAUCCCACUGGUCCGAACUUACAAUGGACGAUCUGACCCACAGGAUCACAUCAACAUGUAUUAUGGCAGCAUGCUGAUGUUAGGAGUAUGCGAUGCCGUCAUAUGCAGAGCUUUCUUCGCCACCCUGGUAGGUAGAGCAGCCGAGUGGUUCAGAAGCUUGGAGCCUCAUUCGAUCGCGAAUUUCAGCCAACUGGCUGACAAGUUUGUAAGACGUUUUGCAGCCAACAAGUCAAGGAAGAAGCCUUACACCUAUCUAAACAAGGUAAAACAGGACGUAGGGGAAGCCUUGUCAGCUUACCUAUCCAGAUGGGAGCGAGAAGUAGACCAGGUCGAACCAAUGGAAGAUCACGUAGCGGUUCAUGCAUUCCUCUCGUCGCUCCGAUCCGGGGCACUUUACUAUGACCUCAUUGUCAAGCCCCCGAAGACAUAUGAAGAGGCGAUCACUCGGGCCAGACACCAUGCAGACGCCACCGAGGCUAACACAGCGAAGAGACGAGAGGAGCAGCCGGUCGGUCGGGACAAAGGUCACGACCAAAGAAGAGAUCGACCACGGUUUAGGCAGCGUGGCCGGACGGGGGAUGGACCGCGAUUCACUCCACUGAACAAGCCACUGGUAGAAGUUUUGCAAUUCGCCGAGCAGUGUAAUCUAGUGCACCCACCCGAGCCGGUACCCGAAGGAGCAGAUAGAAGCAAGUAUUGUGCCUUCCACAAGGUCAGAGGGCAUGAUACGACGGAAUGCAUAGCCUUGCGACUGAUCAUUGAGCAACUCAUUCAGAGUGGAGAGUUGGAGCAGUUCGUGAGGAAAGAUGGCCAAGAUAAGGGUAAGGCCAAGAAAAACGUCUGGAGAAGAAAUCAGAAGGAACAAUCGAAGGCACCCAGCCCACCCGAGUCGCACGAUGAUAAGGCGACUGGAAAAAAGCCGGUGAUUCAUGUCAUCUACGGAGGACCGGAGGGAGGAGACUCUUCCCGCCAGAGGAAACAAUGGGCAAGGAACCUGUACAUAGGAUCGGUGCAGUCAGAACUGCGAGAGAAGAAGAAGCGCACGGAGCCGAUAUUCUUCACUGAUGAUGAUCUUCCCAUCCAUGGAGAAACCCAGAGCGACUCGCUCGUCGUCACGAUGGACAUCAAUGGGACGGAUGUGCAACGGGUGCUAGUCGACACGGGGAGCUCGGUAAACAUCUUAUACUUCGACGUGUUCACACGUUUAGGUCUAUCGACUGACAAGUUGGCCCCCCUACGGACCCCAUUGUCUGGCUUCACCGGCGAUUCCAUAGAAGCGGAAGGAAUCAUCAGUUUAAACGUCGAGAUGGGCACCCACCCGAAUGUUCUAAAGACUACCAUGGACUUUGUGGUAGUUAAGCUGAAAUGCGUACACAAUGCGAUACUCGGUCGACCUGGCAUCACCCAAGCGGCCGCCGUCAUAUCGAUGAGCCACUUGUGCCUGAAAUUCCACACACCCAAUGGGAUCGGGGUGCUUCGGGGAGACCAGCGAGUUGCACGAUAG
Messenger RNA from Ipomoea triloba (trilobed morning glory), 1635 nucleotides. RefSeq lists its product as uncharacterized. The transcript has a single exon. Bases 1 to 1635 code for a protein of 544 amino acids. The record is from RefSeq and is a predicted model, not a curated record. NCBI's taxonomy places the organism in Eukaryota, Viridiplantae, Streptophyta, Magnoliopsida, Solanales, Convolvulaceae.